AUGGCAUUGACUGAUUUGCCGGCCGAUGCGGUCGCUCAAGAUGCAUCUCUCGCCUCGCGCCGCCUCGCAACGCUGUCCAAUGCCGACCGCAGUAACGCCUUGACGAUACUACAUGAAGCUUUGGCAAAGAAAGAAAACCGACACUUUAUCUUGGAGGCCAAUGCCAAGGACAGGGAAAACGCCGAAAAAAGCGCGGCCGCGGGGAAUGGCCUGAGCGACAGUGUGAUCAAAAGACUAGAUUUGUCGCAUGGGGAGAAAUAUAACGACAUGCUUCAGGGAAUUCUAAGCGUGCGAGAUUUGGAUGACCCCAUUGGAAAAGUGUCUCUCCGAACCCUCCUUGACGAUGGACUCACCCUCGAAAGAGUCAGUUGUCCUAUCGGUGUGCUUCUGAUCAUUUUCGAGGCCCGGCCGGAAGUCAUUGCCAACAUUGCCGCAUUGGCUAUCAAGUCGGGCAAUGCUGCUAUCUUGAAGGGCGGGAAGGAGUCUACGGAGUCAUUCAAGGCGAUCGCAACCGUUGUCUCUGCUGCUAUCAAGGCAACUCAGGUGGUGCCGGAAUCGUCAAUCCAGCUUGUCCAGACACGCGAUGCCGUAUCAGCUCUGCUAGCUCAGGAUAAGUUGAUCGACUUGGUCAUCCCCCGAGGUUCUAACGAGCUCGUGCGGUUUGUGAAGGACAACACGAAGAUUCCCGUGCUGGGACAUGCCGACGGUCUGUGUUCAGCCUACAUCCACGCUGACGCCGACGCGGAAACGACCGUGAAGGUCAUUGUGGACUCCAAGACGGACUAUCCAGCGGCAUGCAACUCAUUGGAGUCUUUGCUUGUCCACGCGGGCACUCUCGAAUCGAUUUUCCCGAAAGUAGCCGCUGCUCUGCUGGCCAAAGGCGUUACACUGCGCUGUGAUGACCUUUCAAAGAACGCCUUGACCGAAUUCCUGCCAAAGGCCCUGCUUGCCGAGAAAUCGUCUCUCAUCCAAACGGCCAUCGCUUCCGAUUAUGAAACGGAGUUUUUAAGCCUGAAGUUGGCAGUUAAAACAAUCCCUGCCUGCGAUUCCCCGACUGCCGCUCUACAGACUGCCAUGGAACAUAUCAAUUCGCAUUCAUCGAAGCAUACUGAUCUUAUUUUGACCGAGUCCCAAGAAGCAGCGAAUAUCUUCACUAGUGGGAUCGACAGCGCAGGCGUCUUCUGGAACGCUUCUACCAGGUUCGCCGAUGGAAUGCGGUUCGGGUUUGGCACCGAAGUUGGCAUCAGCACCAACAAGAUCCAUUCGCGUGGACCCGUCGGACUGGAGGGACUGACGAUCUAUAAAUACCUGAUCCGGGGAAAUGGGCACCGAGCAUCGGACUACGGCCAAGGCGGACGGACUUACCGCCAUACAAACCUACUAUCAACGGGUAUUUAA
Messenger RNA from Penicillium salamii, 1398 nucleotides. Lineage: Eukaryota; Fungi; Ascomycota; Eurotiomycetes; Eurotiales; Aspergillaceae. The record is from the annotation of a GenBank genome assembly.